Colletotrichum destructivum is the source of this 1038-nucleotide messenger RNA. Its product is annotated as Putative NAD-dependent epimerase/dehydratase, NAD(P)-binding domain superfamily. NCBI's taxonomy places the organism in Eukaryota, Fungi, Ascomycota, Sordariomycetes, Glomerellales, Glomerellaceae. Bases 1 to 1038 code for a protein of 345 amino acids. The transcript is spliced from 4 exons. Gene Ontology annotation, molecular function: oxidoreductase activity, acting on the CH-OH group of donors, NAD or NADP as acceptor. The record is from RefSeq and is a predicted model, not a curated record.
AUGUCGCAGCAACUCCUUGUCAUCACUGGCGUCUCUGGCCAUGUGGGCUUUCGCGUGCUUGUGGAGGCUCUCGCCCGCGGGUAUUCUGUUCGCGCCAUCAUACGAAAAGCCGAACAAGCUGAACACAUCAAGAACGCCAAGUCUGUCCAACCCCACCUGAAGCAGUUGGAUAUAUCUGUCAUUCCCGAUUUACUGGCUCCGGGAGCAUUUGACGGGGCUCUCGAUGGAGCAAGUGGAGUGGUCCACGUUGCCUCCCCGUUGCCUGUUUUCAGCGAUAAUCUUAGGCGUGAUUUGAUCGAUCCGGCCAUCGUGGCGACGUUGAGGGUUCUUGAGUCGGCUGCGAAUGUACCGUCGAUCAAACGAGUCGUCAUUACAUCUUCGGUUGCAGCCCUUCUCUCAUGGGAGUACGUGAUGUCGCAUGAUGUUACCACGACUUUCACCGCUCGAGACACCUAUGACCCCCCGGGACCCGAUAGCGUGUUCGAAUCACCAUUCCAGGCUUAUGGCGCUUCGAAAGCGUUGGCAUUCAAGGCAACCGAGCGGUUCGUUGCGGAGAAAAAGCCCUCGUUCGAUGUCAUCAAUAUCAUGCCGAGCAUGGUUAUCGGGAAAAAUGAGCUGAAUGCAACCAAGGAAGCGGUCGCAAGCGGCACGAACAACAACAUCAUGGCCCCGUUGCUGGGAAUCGAUACCCCAUCGCCAGUGCUCGGCGUUUCCGUUCAUGUCGACGAUGUCGCAAAGGCGCAUAUCGACGCUCUUCGACCUGAUGUCCCAGGCAACCGGAACUUCAUCUGUUCUUCGGGUGGGCUACAGGGCACCGAGUGGAAUAGCGUCAAAUCCGUCGCUGCGCAGCUUUUCAAGAAGGAAGUGUCUGACGGCAUUCUGCCAUCGAACGGGUCCAUCCCUACGAGGCCCAUUCGCUUGGAUGCAUCAGACACGGAGGAGGUCUUUGGCUGGAAGUUUCAAGGCUUCGAGGAACAGGUGAAGAGUGUGGUCCAGCACUACCUCGAGCUACUGGAAGCUGAAGAGUCACGUCUGUAA